CGUAGUCUAGCUCGGUAAUAUCUUGUGGGAACCAGCAUCCCGAAGCAAAUAUGAAUUGCCUGCAAAGACCGGCUUGAGGUAUAUUGUUAUGAACGCAUGGCGUGUGGUUCCGCGAAAUUUGUGGCUGUCCCCAACAUGUGCGUAGACAUACAGCGAAGCAGCGAGAGGCAACUAUUUCCAGCCAGGCUUUGCUGCUCCCGAGGCCCGAGGGUUGCGUUCUAAAAUAUUCACUACCCUCGCCUUGUACUGGUGCUCUCAGGCCUCUAUCACAACGUAGCCAAUCUCGUUGCAGUCUAUCCUCGAUCCAUCAUAACUUCUAUCUAUUGAAGCCUUAUCAUUUCUCUCACUAUCUUGCCAUCGCUCCCUAGAGGGAUAUUGCAGCUCGUCGACGUGUGGCCUGGGACUUCAAGUCAAGAAUUGCCCGCCUUUUCUUUCACACAAAACUCUGCCACAUCCCGCACACAAGUUCUACCGGACCGUUGCCAUCCGCCAAUCUUUCGCACUGUGAACUAUUUUUUGUCCCAACCCCAAUUGACCGACCGACAAUCCAGCAGCAGAGCCAGUCACACACACACGACACAGCUGGCCAGCUCGCUCGCCCGUAUCGGCACUGGCCCACGCCUGCACAGAAAAUGCGGCCUCUCAUUCUCGCUUCCCUCCCGAGGGCCUGCGGCUGCGGCGGCUCUAUCGGCGGCAAUGCUGCUGUGCUAGCCGCAACGCCCCUCAGCCUGCGAUGGGCUACGAGAAGGACCUUCACGACGCUGCCCGGCCUGCGGCCGACGGUCCUCGCCCGCUCGCCCGUAUUCCGCUCCUCGACCACGAGCCGCGUCGCCCUGGUCCCCGGAGGCGGCGGCGCGGCGCCCGACGUGGUUCCCAAGACGGCGAUCACGGCGCACCCGGCGCUGGCGGGGGCGGCGUCGCAGGUGCGGUGCGGGCCGCGGGCGACGCUGGAGCGGUCGAGCCGGCUCGUGCGCAAGCGCCGCCACGGCUUCCUCAGCCGCCUGCGCACCCGCAACGGCCGCAAGAUGCUGCAGCGCCGCAAGGACAAGAAGCGCACCAUGCUCUCGAACUGAGCGACGGGGAGCGAACUACAGACACGCGGGCGCGGAGACGAGAGAGACCGAGAGUGCGGUGCGCCGACGCCGACGCUGACGCCUAGACUUCCCUAUCUAGGUAUAUACCUAUCCACUCGCCCAGACGGACCGGACGGCGGUGGGAGAGCGCGACGCAGUGCGAGGCGGCUGCUGCUACUGCUGCGCGCGCCUUCGUCGGAGCGUAGAGUGCGAUCGAUAUACACCUACCCACGACUCCUCUCGGUCGGUCGACCCUUGCACGGAGAAUAAAGGGAGGAGGAGGAGGGUUGUACUAUAGGCGCCAGGCAUGGCAGUUAUACUGAGGGAAAAUAAAUCACCCAAAUAAAGAGACAAAAACACCCCGAGACAAUAAGACUGCUCAGGCUCGCAGGUGCGGAAGUGGGAAUGGCUGUGUUCUGGGUGGCAUCUAUGGCACCGACACGUCCUCUCCUCUCCUCUCGCAACUAUAUCUGAGACGUUGUCUAUCG
Messenger RNA from Durotheca rogersii, 1561 nucleotides. RefSeq lists its product as uncharacterized. Gene Ontology annotation, molecular function: structural constituent of ribosome. NCBI's taxonomy places the organism in Eukaryota, Fungi, Ascomycota, Sordariomycetes, Xylariales, Xylariaceae. The transcript is spliced from 2 exons. Gene Ontology annotation, cellular component: ribosome. Gene Ontology annotation, biological process: translation. Bases 633 to 1073 code for a protein of 146 amino acids. The record is from RefSeq and is a predicted model, not a curated record.